AGUUUCACCUUUACUUUUGUUUUUUUUGUACACCGUGCUGCUGAGAAAUUCAUUAUUGGAAAGAUGUGUGAUAACUAGAAAUCUAACAGAGCCCAAUAUCUAACUUUUUGACCUCUACCUCCCACUUGUGGCGUGACGUUGAAAGAGGGAUGGAACUUAAAAAAAUGGAAAAAGACACGCCGCACUCAGAGCUUCUUCAGACACGCGCAGAGAAAUACGAAAACGAUCGCGAAACUUCGAAUAUUUACUUAGAAUGGUGUGAUAAAAGCUAUCGCGGUAUACAUAAUCUAAAAGUCCGUUUCUAUAUGUGUUGUCGAACCGAUUAAAUGUCAUUGAUUACUGCCAGAUAGUUGUAUACGCAUUUGAAUAACUUUUCUUUAAGAGUUUAUUCUUUCUUCUCAAAGGCAGGAGAGAGUUGCUUAAUGGAGUGAGACCAACGUUGCUAAAUUGUUUCGUGUAAUACAGUUUACGCAUUGUUUUGAAACAAAUCUCAACAACUUUCUUGCUUUCAUUGAGCAAGGCGAUUGGGACAUCGGCUUCAGUCUUCUGGAGUCAUCCCCGAGGAAAAGCUGGACAAAACUCCGGCAGAAUGAGCACCGAUAAAAACAAGGUGGAGGAUGAGGCAGUGCUGGACAGAGGGGCAUGCUUUGUCAAGCAUGUCUGUGAUGAGGAGGAGGUGGAAGGUCACCACACCGUGUAUAUUGGUGUGCAUGUGCCCAAGAGCUACCAGCGGAGACGGCGCCACCGACGCAAGUCCAGCCACAAGGAGAGGAAGGGGAGGCCGGCGGACAACGUGGAGGGGGACAAAUCAGAUGGAGAGACUGCUGACGAGGCAGCGCCCAACAUCCUCAAACCCCUCAUCUCUGCAGCAGCAGAGAGGAUAAGGUUUAUCCUGGGUGAGGAGGAUGACGGCCCCCCACCCCCUCAGCUCUUCACCGAACUGGACGAACUGCUGGCCGUCGAUGGACAGGAGAUGGAGUGGAAGGAGACAGCCAGGUGGAUAAAGUUUGAGGAGAAGGUGGAGAAGGGAGGAGAGCGUUGGAGUAAGCCCCACGUGGCCACAUUGUCUCUUCACAGUCUGUUUGAGCUGAAGACCUGCAUUGAGAAAGGCACCAUCCUGCUGGACCUGGAAGCCUCCACUCUACCACAGGUGGUCGAGCUGAUCACUGACAGCCAGAUCGAGAUCGGUCAGCUGAAGCCUGAGCUAAAGGAUCAGGUCAUGUACACGUUGCUACGGAAACAUCGUCACCAGACCAAGAAGUCCAACCUGCGCUCGCUUGCUGACAUCGGCAAGACGGUGUCCAGUGCAAGUAGGCUGUUUUCCAACCAAGACCAGAACGCACGCAGUCUCAAUGAGCACCCCCAGCCCUUUCCCCACUUGCACACCCAGUCCCAACCCCAGUCUGUGCCUUAUGCAACCACGCUUGGCCAUGAGGAACCGAUAAAGGAGAUCCAAAGAAGCUCCAGCAUGCAAUACAUCAGUAGCCCAGCCACGGCCCAUCGGAACCUGACCUCCAACAGCCUCAACGACUUUUCUGACCAACCAGAUAGAGACCAGCUGAAGAAUAAGUUGAUGAAGAAGCUUCCACGUGAUGCCGAGGCGUCUAACGUCCUGGUCGGAGGGGUGGACUUCCUGGACACACCCUUCGUGGCGUUUGUCCGCCUGCAGCAGGCUGCCAUGUUGGGAGGUUUGACAGAGGUCCCCGUCCCUACCAGGUUCCUAUUCGUGCUGCUGGGGCCCAAAAGCAAAGCCAAGUCCUACCAUGAGAUCGGACGAGCUAUCGCCACCCUCAUGUCUGAUGAGGUGUUCCAUGACAUUGCCUACAAGGCCAAGGACAGACAGGACCUGCUGGCAGGCAUUGAGGAGUUCCUUGAUGAGGUUAUCGUCCUACCUCCUGGGGAGUGGGACCCUGACAUCAGGAUAGAACCCCCCAAAUCCCUGCCCUCCUCAGAUAAGAGGAAGAACCAGUAUAAUGCUGGAGGCGGAGGGGAUGGCCCCCAGAUGAACGGGGACACGCCGGGACAUGGCGGGGGUCAAGGAGGAGGAGGGGGACAUGGACAUGUUGGAGAAGAGCUCAUGAACACUGGAAAGUUUUGUGGUGGCCUCAUCCUGGACAUCAAGCGAAAGCUGCCGUUCUUCGCCAGUGAUUUCUACGACGCCAUACACAUCCAGUCGCUUUCCGCCAUCCUGUUUAUCUACCUGGGCACCGUGACCAACGCCAUUACCUUCGGAGGGUUGCUAGGAGAUGCUACAGAAAACAUGCAGGGUGUGUUGGAGAGUUUCCUGGGCACGGCACUGACGGGGGCCAUAUUCUGUCUGCUGGGUGGCCAGCCUCUCACCAUUCUCAGCAGCACAGGUCCUGUACUGGUGUUUGAAAGGCUCCUCUUCAACUUCAGCAAAGACCAUGACUUUGACUACCUGGAGUUCAGGCUGUGGAUCGGCCUUUGGUCAGCCUUCUUCUGCCUGGUGCUGGUUGCCACAGAUGCCAGCUCCCUGGUCAAGUACUUCACACGCUUCACAGAGGAGGGCUUUUCUUCCCUCAUCUCCUUCAUCUUCAUCUACGACGCCUUCAAGAAGAUGCUGAAGCUGGCCCACUACAACCCCAUCAACGCUGACUAUGACCCCAACUAUGUCACAAUGUACGACUGCCGCUGCAUGCCCCCACCGGACGACGGCAAUAUGACGGGUCUCUAUAUCGACGCCUCUGCCUGGAUAAACAAUGCUGAUCUGUCGGUAAAUGCCACAUGGGCGUCUCUCGACAAGAAGCAGUGUGUGGUGUACGGAGGCGAGCUGAUUGGUCCAGCCUGUGGCUUCGUCCCUGACGUCACUCUGAUGUCAUUCAUCCUUUUCCUGGGGACCUACACCUGCUCCAUGUCUCUCAAGAAGUUUAAGUUCAGCCGCUUCUUCCCCACCACUGUGAGGAAGCUGAUCAGUGAUUUUGCCAUCAUCCUGACUAUUGUUAUCUUCUGUGGAGUGGAUGCCUUUGUCGGAGUGGACACACCCAAGCUCAUCGUGCCAACUGAAUUCAAGCCCACCAGCCCCAACCGUGGCUGGUUCGUGCCCCCAUUUGGAGGGAACCCGUGGUGGGUUUAUCUGGCAGCAGCCCUCCCUGCUCUCCUGGUCACCAUCCUGGUGUUCAUGGACCAGCAGAUCACCGCCGUCAUCGUGAACAGGAAGGAGCACAAACUUAAGAAAGGGGCAGGCUACCAUUUGGACCUGUUCUGGGUAGCAGUACUACUGAUCGUUUGUUCCUUCAUGGGCCUGCCCUGGUACGUGGCUGCUACUGUCAUCUCCAUCGCCCACAUCGACUCUCUGAAGAUGGAGACCCAGUGCUCUGCCCCUGGGGAGCAACCCAAGUUCCUGGGUGUCAGAGAGCAGAGAGUGACUGGUGUCUUUGUCUUUGUUCUGACUGGACUGUCUGUCUUCAUGGCUCCCAUCCUCAAGUUCAUCCCUAUGCCCGUGCUCUAUGGCGUGUUCCUCUACAUGGGUGUGGCAUCUCUCAACGGUGUCCAGUUCUUGGACCGGCUGCAGCUGCUCCUGAUGCCAGCCAAGCACCAGCCUGACCUGAUAUACUUGCGCCACGUUCCCCAGCGUCGUAUCCACCUGUUCACCUUCAUACAGGCCCUCUGCCUUGCCCUUCUCUGGGUCCUCAAGUCCACUGUCGCUGCAAUCAUCUUCCCUGUCAUGAUCUUGGCCCUGGUGGCAGUCAGAAAGGCCAUGGACUACAUCUUCUCCCAGCAAGAUCUCAGCUACCUGGAUGACGUCAUCCCAGAGAAAGACAAGAAGAAGAAGGAGGAUGAGAAGAGGAAGAAGAAACAGAAGAAAGGAAGCAUCGACAGUGAAAUCGAUUUUCCCCCUGAGUACCCCUACAAUGACAAAAUCCCCAGUAUUAAAAUCUCCAUGGAUAUAAUGGAGACGGAGCCCAUGUUGGGGAAUAAGGAUAAGGCCUUGGACAGACCCCCGUCGUCUUUCCGUGACCAACACUCACCAUGUUGAGGACUACUUUGAGCCCACUUCUGUAGCAAGUCUGAAUCUAUUGAAAAAAAGCUGUGCCUCAGAUUAGAAUCGACCUGGAGCCAGAAGACAACGGUUUCUUCUGGAAAAACUAGUCUCCGGGAUCUGAAAUGUCCCUCUAGUCUAACACAAACAACCCAACAAAACCAGCACUAAUCAACACAGCACAAAGCGCAUCUGAAAUUGCACCCUAUUCCCUAUAUAGUGCACUACUCUUGUCCUCUUAGUGCACUACUUUUGACCAGAGCCCUAUGUAAGGAAUGAGAUGCCAUUUUGGAUGUAAACAAAGACCCCAUACAGCAGCCUCAUUUAUACUGUAGCACUGUUUUAUAAUUCUCUUUUAAAUGUCCUGCUGAAGUACAUAUUUUAAUUUAAGAUAACUGACAGAUGUCUUUGUUUUGAGAAGAGAAGUAUAGGAGGGAGCCUUGUGAAACGGGGAGAUGUAAGUGUUUGUAUGAGAGGGGGAGGGGUUGCAUUUGAAAAUCCUUAAUUUGCUGUAGAGGUCAUGCUCUACACCAAGGAAAACGUUGAAGUUCUUUGGAAGCCAUUCACUGCUUGGGUAUGGUAUUAAUGAUUUAUAAAGCAUUUAAACUAAUACAAUGCUUCAUGUAUUCAUAAUUCAUGCCUGUUAGGUAAUUAAGUACAACAUACUUUAUUAUGCAACUCUUAGGGAGCUGUGAAGUUGGACCUGACUGUCCUAUUCUAUGCCUGCCAGAACAGAUCAAACUUAAAAAUCCCAUUAUCAUUUCAUGUUCAACUGUCCAUCAUAGGUCCAUAGUGUCCUUUUUGUAUUUCAUGUGUUUCUGUCCUUCACACCUGUAUUGUCAUGUUUAUAUAUGCUAAAUAUUUGUUGCUCUUGAACCAAAAUGUUGGUUUGGCUAUUUUCCUUCCCAGUGUGUAUGAAACUGAUAAACUUUUCUGAUUGG
Oncorhynchus nerka (sockeye salmon) is the source of this 4941-nucleotide messenger RNA. Its product is annotated as electrogenic sodium bicarbonate cotransporter 1-like. Gene Ontology annotation, molecular function: monoatomic anion transmembrane transporter activity; sodium:bicarbonate symporter activity; solute:inorganic anion antiporter activity. The transcript has 27 exons. Gene Ontology annotation, cellular component: plasma membrane; basolateral plasma membrane. Lineage: Eukaryota; Metazoa; Chordata; Actinopteri; Salmoniformes; Salmonidae. The coding region runs from base 590 to 3997 and encodes 1135 amino acids. Gene Ontology annotation, biological process: bicarbonate transport; transmembrane transport; monoatomic anion transport. The record is from RefSeq and is a predicted model, not a curated record.